Molecule: messenger RNA, 983 nt
Organism: Rhodamnia argentea
Lineage: Eukaryota; Viridiplantae; Streptophyta; Magnoliopsida; Myrtales; Myrtaceae
Exons: 3
Coding region: 16-531 (171 amino acids)
Source: RefSeq, a predicted model, not a curated record
AAUAUUUUCUAAUUAAUGGAAAAUAUCCUGUUAAAAUUAAGGAAAAUGAUUUCCAUUAAAAACGGAAAUCGUCUCUCGCGUUGCGCUUCUUCCUCUCUUCUCGUUUCCAGAGCUUCAUUUCCCCAUCCAUGGCUUCUUCGUCCGUCACAACAUUUUUCAUUUGUCCCUAUCAAAGCUCCUCCUCCUCCGCGGCUACCUUGCGCUUUUAUUCUAGAUAGCAGAGUAGAGAGGGUGUUUAUCGUUCUCACUUUCAAUCAAAUUCCAGAUCCAGCUAGCUGGGAGGGAAUUGCACAUGAUUCACGUGUUUUAGCUGAUGCACUUUCAAAGCCGAAUGGAUUGAAAGUUCCUAGAGGAAAGUAUUAUCUUGCCGAUGCUGGCUAUGGAAUCCAAAGUAGGUUCAUCUCUCCCUAUCACGAUGCUGGACACCAUUUGAAGGAGUUCGGUGAUCGCCCGCCUAAAAAUGAGAAAGAAUUAUUCAAUCGAUGUCAUUCAUCUCUAGGAAUAACUGUUGAAGAGUAUUUGGGGUGUUAAAGAAGCGUUUUUGAGCAUUGGAUUCUGAAUCUUUUUGGUCUUUCGAAACACAAGUUGAUGUUGUCAUGGCAUGUUGUAUCAUUCACAAUUUUAUCAUGGGAUUUGAUCCUAAUGACCCUAUCAUGGAAGAGAUGAAUAGCCAAAUGGAAUCUCAAAGAGAAAAUCCAAGAGUCCAACUUACUCAAAGAGAGGAAAAGGAGGAAAACAGAAUAUGGGCAUCAAAAAGGGAUAUGAUUGCGCAUGUAAUGUAUGGAUUGGUUAUCAAAGGAUUAGAAGAAGCCAGUAGUUUUUUCUUUUGUUUCUUUUUAGUGCUUCAUUUAGAACAUGUGUUCUUUCUUUUUAUUUUGUUAUUGAAAGUACUUUGAGAAUGAUUAUAGUAUGGAUACUAUUGGACCAAUUCUAUCUAUCAUUUUCAUAUUUGUAACUCGUUCUCUUAUUGACAUUGCUUCAAG